CUACUAUUCUUUUCUUUUCAGACUUAGAUGGUAACUGCCGUACUAAAUAUAAUAAACUCCUUCUCCACAGAAGACUCCUCCUAUGUCUCUGCAUUGGCACUCACUCUCGUCCUCUCUGUGUUGGUGUCCUACACUCCGCCCGGCAAUGUGCGCCAGUGGAGCUGCACUCUGUCUGGACUCCUGUUCACUGUCCUCUACUGCAACUAUCAGGCAGUCCAUGUCUUAUUGUUCGUGGCAGCCACUUACACAGUCACUGUAUGCGUGUCGAUCAAGCAGUGGAAGCCAGUGACGUUCUUUCUCCUCUUCCUCUACAUCUCCACUCUGAGACUGCUGCACGUCUUCUCCAUCUGGCAACUGAACAACUUCGUCAACGGGGUCCUCAUGAUUCUGGUGCUGAAGAUGAUAAGUGCUGUGUUCGACCACAGGGAUGCAGUUUACAACAAGAGACUCAUCAGUCAAGACGUAGUUGAUGAUGAAAUUCGGCUCAAGAGUGUCAAGAUGCCAGAAUACAAUAUGCUGGACUUAUUCCACUACUCUUUCUGCUUCAUGGGACUAUUUACAGGACCUAUCUUUACUUACAGAACCUACUACGAUUUCGUGCACCAAAGAUUCACACCCAAAAAAUCAGACAAAAUUCCAGAAAUACUGCAUCGUCUCAAAUUCUUCAUUAUUAUCAUUCCAUUGUUUCUGUUCUUUUCCAGAUACAAGUCGGCAUAUCUGCAUACAGAAGAGUUUGCAGAAACGACAGUUUUCUUUAAAAUAGCCUACAUGUUUCCGCUUUUUACAAUGUUCAGACUUCGUAUGUACUUCGGCUGGUUGUUAGCUGAGGUUUGCUUCGUCAUUGCUGGAUUUGGAGCUUACCCUAAAUGGAGCGAACCGAAACCAGGAAAGGGUCCAACUAAGAAUGCGUAUGAGAUUUACUCGCUCUCAACUAGUCUGACUGAUGGCAGUGGGUCGACGGGGGCUUCAGAGGCCGAAAGACAAGAGGAAGAGAGGGAUACGGAGUAUUCGUUUGAGACUGUGCGCAACAUGGACGUAGUGGGUGUGGAGACUAUGUUGACAAUGCAAGAUGGAGUGAGAUGUUGGAAUAUGUGUGUGCAGUGGUGGCUUGUGCAGUACACCUUCAAAGAGUGUCCUAUUAAGUCGAUGAGGAAACCAGCCACGUUCUUUGUCUCCGCUCUGUGGCACGGGGUCAGGUCAGGCUACUUCCUCAGUUUCAUGUGUGUGCCUCUGCUCAAUUUCUCAGCUGUCAUCUUCGAAAAAGCUUUCAUGAAGAAUGAAACAAUCCAGAAAUCGCGAGUAGUCUCAGCAAUCGUCACCGUUAUAUCAUGGGUACUUACUAAUCAGUACUGGAACUAUCUUAAUAUGGCGUUCUACUUGUUAUCAGGAGCUCAGACUCUGAAAUUCUGGAGCCAGAUAUAUUUCUUGUAUCAUGGCAUAGCCAUUACUAUAAUACUGUGUAACUAUGUUGUGAAAAAACUGACCAAGAAACCCAAAGUAGAAAAGGAAGAUUAAAAGACGCUUCUGUAUGUCCAAGUUGAAGCUUGAAUAAAGUUUAUUGUUUAUUUAAAUUUCAUCAACCUAGCAGUGUAGCUUAGGUUCUAUGCCUGCAUUUACAAAGCAAGUAUGAUAAUUUAGCUUUAAAGAUACAA
Symsagittifera roscoffensis is the source of this 1652-nucleotide messenger RNA. Its product is annotated as lysophospholipid acyltransferase 7-like. Gene Ontology annotation, biological process: lipid modification; phosphatidylinositol biosynthetic process. The transcript has 4 exons. Lineage: Eukaryota; Metazoa; Xenacoelomorpha; Acoela; Convolutidae. Gene Ontology annotation, cellular component: mitochondria-associated endoplasmic reticulum membrane contact site; membrane. The coding region runs from base 28 to 1515 and encodes 495 amino acids. Gene Ontology annotation, molecular function: lysophospholipid acyltransferase activity. The record is from RefSeq and is a predicted model, not a curated record.